CAGGCAGACUGCGGCGGGACUGCUCAGAGAUGCCGCGGUCUUUGACUAACUCAUCCUCCGCAAGGGUACUCCUGCUGCUGCUGGUGUCAGACCUGCUCCUGUGGGAAGAAGUGGUCUCUGUGCCUAUGCAUGCCAAGGACACUGACCACGAGGAGGUCACCCUCCAGGAACUGUUUGAUCAUGCCAUCACACUGUCUCAGAACAUUAGUGAUCUUGCUACAGACAUGCGCAUGGAAUUUUUCACCAACGACUUCUCUUCAAAAUUGUUCAAUAAAUUUAUGUUACGGUCCACCAGGGAUAUGCAGUUCAUGGCCAACACUCUCAACACCUGCCACACUCUUUCCAUCAACACGCCAGAGACCAUCCAGGAAGCCAAAGAAAUCUCACUUGAUGACUUUCUGAAAAUGACACUCAGUAUAGUCCAAGCCUGGAAUGUCCCUCUGCACCACCUAGUGACUGAGCUCAGUGGUAUGCCUGGGGCCCCGUCUGUGAUCCUAUCUAGAGCCAAAGACAUCGAGGCGGAAAACAAAGAGCUUCUAAUGCGGGUCAAGAAAAUCCUCAGCAAGGUUCAUCCUGGAAUUGAAGAAAAUGUGAGCUACCCUCUCUGGUCGGACCUUGCACACUUGCAAGCAGCUGAUGAAGAAGUUCGCAUGUACACUCUUUAUAAAAUGUCUUACUGCCUGCGUGUUGACAUGCAUACAGUUGACCUUUAUCUCAAGCUCCUGAGGUGUCUGCAUGUUAAUGGAGACGUCUGCUACUCCACAGGGUUUGGAGAUGAUGCUAAAUGA
Molecule: messenger RNA, 788 nt
Organism: Nannospalax galili (Upper Galilee mountains blind mole rat)
Lineage: Eukaryota; Metazoa; Chordata; Mammalia; Rodentia; Spalacidae
Product: prolactin-7C1-like
Exons: 6
Coding region: 30-788 (252 amino acids)
Biological process (GO): positive regulation of receptor signaling pathway via JAK-STAT; mammary gland development; female pregnancy
Cellular component (GO): extracellular region
Molecular function (GO): hormone activity; prolactin receptor binding
Source: RefSeq, a predicted model, not a curated record